Messenger RNA from Aphanomyces astaci, 666 nucleotides. RefSeq lists its product as hypothetical. Gene Ontology annotation, biological process: double-strand break repair via nonhomologous end joining. NCBI's taxonomy places the organism in Eukaryota, Oomycota, Saprolegniomycetes, Saprolegniales, Verrucalvaceae. Gene Ontology annotation, cellular component: nucleus. The coding region runs from base 21 to 632 and encodes 203 amino acids. The record is from RefSeq and is a predicted model, not a curated record. Gene Ontology annotation, molecular function: DNA-directed DNA polymerase activity; DNA binding. The transcript has a single exon.
CGUCAGAAUACCACUCGAAUAUGAGCAACAAGGCUGCGGCGAAGAAGGCGGCGCUGGAACUCCUGGAUUUGUGCAAGAAGGAUGGAGUCCGCCUUCCCACAGAUUCCAUGAAUGCCAUGGUCCAGGCUGGCACGAUGUUAAAUGCCACCCGUGCCGACGGAGAAUACAACCUGCAGGCAGCGUUGGCGGCAAUGACAGAGAAAUUUGGCGCUACAACGCCCGCUGUCGAGACGAAGAAACGAAAGGCGGCGGCAGGUGACAAGGUGACCAAGAAGGAAAAGGACGAGUCUGUCAAGGAGGAGGACGGCGAUGUCGACGACGACGGCGGCGCAACGUCUCCUGCCGCGAAGAAGAAGAAGAAUGUGGCACAAGCCACCGUUGCCAAGAACCAAGCGUUGGCGGAAGCGUUUUCAGACCUGGCUGGGUUCGAGUUCAAGAAAGGGGACCGGUUCAAGGGCGGGUCGUACUCGAAGGUCGCCAAGGCCAUCCGAGAUGCAGAAGACGAGCUCACGUCGGGAAAGCAAGCGAUGAAGCUGAAAGGCGUGGGGAAAGCAAGUGCCACCAAGAUCGACGAGUUUUUGGAAACCGGCAAAAUCGAAAAGUUAGAAGAGUACCGGGCAGGCAACAUGUAAUAUAGCGUGUGGAAUCGUAUGCAAGUAUAUUUCC